UGAGCCUAUUUCGUAAUAGGCUUUGCGCUAAACCCUUCGCUGUUGCGCGUGCCCAAACAACACCCCCGAGGUCCGUGCGCUGGCUGCCAUGUAACCUGCAAUCGCGCUGAUCCAGCAAGCAAAUCUGUUACUUCGCUUCAGACAGGAAGUGAUGGGAGUGAUCUUUGCGUUGCAUUGUGUUGGGUUGGGCCAGGCUGUGUUGGCUGCUGCGGUUGCGUUUUGGCUGGCGAAGGCAAUCUACAAUGCCUAUUUUCACCCUUUGCGCAAUGUUCCCGGCCCCUUGAUCUGCAAAAUCACGAGCGCACGCAUGACCUUCGCCGAGCUCUGCGGCUGCCGAACCCUUACUAUCCACCACCUCCACGAACGCUACGGAGACAUCAUCCGCAUCGGGCCCGAUGAGCUCGCCUUCUCAAACCCAUUUGCAAUCAAGGAAAUUUACGGACAAGGAAGUCCUUAUAUGAAGUCUGCCAUGUACGACCAUUUCUCGACGCAUUCGCCGAAUUUGUUCGAUAUGCGGGAUCGCGAGUUACACAAGGAACGUCGGAAACUCUUGUCGCAUGCAUUUGCGCAGGUGAAUAUCGAUAAUGCUGAGCCGCUUAUUGCUGAGCAGAUCAGGAAGUUUAUGGGAUGGGUACAGCAGUAUGCGGCUGAGGGAAAGAGUAUGAACGUUGCUGUUUGGUUUCGGAUGUACGCAUUGGACAUCGUGGGGUCUCUUUUCCUCGGACAGGACUUCAAGGCGUUGGAUAGUGAUACUCCGCUUUCUUACCUCGACGAUCUUGACGGACACUUCAUGCUCGCAGCUCUCAAAUGGAACAUGCCGUGGGUCCUCCCCCUGACCUCCUGGCUCCCGAUUCCAGCAUGGCAGCGCUUCCUCCGUUCUUCGCAGCGACUCUACGAGUACGGUGAUUGGGCCUUCAAGCAGUACAUGGACAGAUACGGCCGUGAAUCAAAACGUCGGGAUCUCCUGACAAAAGUCAUCAAGGGUGAAACCGACUCCCAAAAACUCCCUGACCGUGUCAUCACCUCCGAAGUCGGAUCAAUGACGAUCGGUGGCACCGACACAACUUCCAUCACGCUUACCUACACCGUCUGGGAACUUGCCAAACACCCCGAAUGGCAAGACAAAAUCCGCGAAGAGCUCCGUACACAUAACGUCCAAUUCAUCGACGGUGUCCCAGCCUACAAAGAUGUCGCACCCCUCGAGGCUCUAAACGGGUGUAUCAUGGAGGGUCUCCGUCUUCACUCCGCCGCACCCGCCUCACUUCCCCGUGUCGCUCCCGACGGCGGCGGUGUCAUUUCUGAUAUCUUCGUCCCAGCCGGUACGACAGUCUCAAUGCAAGCCUACACCCUCCACAACAACCCCACCAUCUACCCUUCCCCAACCUCCUUCCUCCCAACCCGCUGGGCGAACGGUGGUACGAAGGCGAUGCAGGAGUCCUAUAUGCCGUGGUCGAAGGGGAGUAGGGCGUGUAUGGGGAUUCACCUCGCUACGAUGGAGAUGAAGUUGAUUAUUGCGGCGUUAUUGAGGGGGUGGAGGGUGGAAUCGGGGGAGGGGACGACGGAGGAGAGUAUGAGUAUGGUUGAUCAUUUUGUGUUGAUGCCGAAGUCGGGGAGGUGUGAUUUGGUCUUUCGGAAGCUUGAGGGGGAGGAGGAGUAAAUGUUAUAGAGGUUUAGAUACCAACUAGUCUAGAUGCAUCUCUACGUACUUCUUCUCAGCUGCCAGGCAUGCCUCAAUCCUCGCAAUCACGUGAGCCCUGCCAAUGAUUUCCGCUGUCUUUCCGAUAUCCG
Messenger RNA from Saitoella complicata NRRL Y-17804, 1788 nucleotides. Its product is annotated as pisatin demethylase. The record is from RefSeq and is a predicted model, not a curated record. The coding region runs from base 152 to 1657 and encodes 501 amino acids. NCBI's taxonomy places the organism in Eukaryota, Fungi, Ascomycota, Saitoellomycetes, Saitoellales, Saitoellaceae. The transcript has 2 exons. Gene Ontology annotation, molecular function: heme binding; iron ion binding; monooxygenase activity.